Molecule: messenger RNA, 7718 nt
Organism: Tachysurus vachellii
Lineage: Eukaryota; Metazoa; Chordata; Actinopteri; Siluriformes; Bagridae
Gene: myo18aa
Product: myosin XVIIIAa
Exons: 42
Coding region: 256-6357 (2033 amino acids)
Cellular component (GO): myosin complex
Molecular function (GO): ATP binding; protein binding; cytoskeletal motor activity
Source: RefSeq, a predicted model, not a curated record
CACACACGCACGCACUCGCACACACACACGCACACAACUCACAGUCUCGCGCGCGCAGGCACGCGCUCCCUGUCCUAUUUCUACAGGCACGGUGUCGGAACGACUUUAGUACUGAUGGACGUUAAGGCUUCAUUGCUGCAUUGGCAAAGGAUGGAGGGUUUAUUAAACGUGACUGAACUACAGCUUUGACGUUUUUUUUUUUUUUGCCUGAAACAGCACCGUUGGUUUGGUGAAGUUUGAAGUCUGCAGCCAAGCAUGUUUAACCUGAUUAAAAAAGACAGGGAGAAGGAUGGGGCACGGAAGGAGAAAAAAGACAAGAAGGACAAAAAAGAGAGAAUGUCCCAAGCUGAGCUGAAGAGCCUUGAGGAGGUAGGCGUGCGACGAGGGUUUUUCAACCUACAGCGUGGUGGAUCUAAGAGAGAAUCCAGGGCUAAGUUGGAGAUCUCUGACCCUAUUCCAAUCCAAGUUGUCAGCAACCCAGAGCUCACCUUGAUGGACCUGACUUCUGAGAGGAUCAACAACAGAAGCAGCAUCCUCCUGGAUGUGGGUCAUUUAAGCACCACUAGCUCCAGUGACGCCAUUAAAGAGGAGACUUUGCAGGAUUUUCGGAGGUCCACCUUUAGAGAGCAGGCCUCUAAAUCUGGACCUCAGACAAAGCAGGACUCUCCAGUGUUGAAGCUUAUAAAACGCUUGUCCUUCUCUCAGAAGAACAAAGAAGAGAGUCCCUCAGAAAGCUCUGUAUCAUCAGAGCCAAACUCUGCUACUCCUUCUCCACAAAUUGAGCCCAAGGUCAUCAAUCAUGUGCCCAAAUACAUCUCCCACCGUCGGGCCCCACUCAAGCAGGUCCAGAUACCCUUAUUAGUAGAUAAUGUGUUUCCAGCAGAUCUGCGCUUACCUGCUGUCAUGCCUCCUGAGGUGGCUGAACCCAGAGAGCUUGAACUCCAGCGGCGCAAAACGGGCGACUUUGGCUUCUCUCUACGGCGUAGCACUAUGCUGGACCAAAAACCAGGUGGCUCUGUCUACCGCCGUGUGGUCCACUUUGCUGAGCCUGGUGCUGGCAACAAGGACCUGGCAUUGGGCCUGGUGCCAGGAGACCGUCUGGUGGAGAUCAAUGGGAUGAACGUGGAGAAUAAAAACAGGGACGAGAUUGUGGAGAUGAUCCGCCAGUCAGGAGAGACUGUCUGUCUGAAGGUGCAGCCCAUCGUGGAGUUGAGCGAGCUUAGCCGAUGUUGGUUAAGGAACCAUGCAGGAAUGCGUAAUGAAGUCUGUGAGGUGAAGACCGAGGAGCAGAUAGCUGCAGAACGAGCCUGGUUUGGCACAGAGAAAAUAUGGCUGGUUCACAAAGAUGGCUUCUCUUUAGCGACCCAGCUGAAGUCCGAGGAGGGAAGUGUUCCAGAGGGGAAGGUGAAGAUCCGGCUAGAGCAUGAUGGGACAUUUCUGGAAGUGGAUGAGGAUGAUGUUGAGAAGGCGAACCCUCCCUCGUUGGACCGUGUGGAGGAUUUGUCUUCGCUGCUCUACCUGAACGAGUCCAGCAUCAUGCACACAUUGCGACAGCGCUACGGAGGAAACCUCAUCCACACCUACGCUGGAUCAAACAUAGUGGUCAUCAACCCUGUCAGUUUGCCGUCCAUGUACUCUGAGAAGGUGAUGCACAUGUUUAAAGGUUGCCGCAAAGAGGACACGGCCCCCCAUAUAUACGGCAUAGCACAGGCUGCGUACCGUAAACUUCUGACCACGCGCCAGGACCAGUCCAUCAUACUACUGGGGAAAAGCGGCAGUGGAAAAACCACUAACUGUCAACAUCUGGUGCAGUACCUGGUGACCAUUGCAGGCAGCAACAGCAAGGUGUACUCAGCUGAGAAGUGGCAGGCUGUCUACACCAUCCUCGAGGCGUUCGGGAACUGCAGCACGUCCAUGAACGGGAACGCCAGUCGCUUCUCCCACAUCGUCUCUCUGGACUUUGACCAGGCCGGUCAGGUGGCUUCCGCUUCAAUCCAGACCAUGUUGCUGGAGAAGUCGAGAGUGACGCGGCGACCGGACGGCGAAUCCACUUUCAACAUUUUUUAUUACAUGAUGGCAGGAGCCGACAGUUCUCUCAAAACCGAGCUGCACUUCAACCACCUUGCAGAGAACAGCGCAUUCGGGAUCCUGCCUCACUCCAAGCCUGAAGAGAAACAAAAGGCCACUCAGCAGUUUGCGAAACUGCAGGCUGCAAUGAAAGUGUUGAGCAUUUCUUCAGAGGAGCAGAGAACUUUCUGGCUGGUGUUGGGCGCCAUCUACCACCUAGGAGCAGCGGGAGCCACUAAAGAGUCAGAUGAAGCCGGCCGUAAGCAGUUUGCCAGACACGAAUGGGCUCAGAAAGCGGCAUAUCUCCUGGGCUGCACCCUGGAAGAGCUCUCAUCAUCCAUCUUCAAACCUCAGGCCAAGGGAACACUGCCACGGACCUCCAGCGUCCGCCCGGGACCCGAGGACCCCGGAGAUAGCUCAGGGUCCAAAGCCACGGCAAUGGAAUGUUUGGAGGCCAUGGCUUCCAGUUUAUACUCCGAGAUCUUCACUCUCCUGAUCUCCCUCAUCAACAGAGCUCUGAAGUCUACGCAGAAGCACUCGCUGUGUUCUUUGCUGAUUGUAGACACUCCAGGUUCCCAGAAUCCCCGGCAGGCCAAGAUGGAGAGAGGUGCUACCUUCGAGGAGCUCUGUCAUAACUACGCUCAGGAGCGACUGCAGGCCCUUUUUCACGAGCGCACGUUUGUUCAAGAGCUGGAGCGCUACAAGGAGGAAAACAUUGAGCUCACGUUAGACGACAUGGAGCCGAGUCCCUCGCUGUCUGUCGCUGCUGUAGACCAUGCGUGCAGUCAGGCCUUGGUGCGGACACCAUCGAGGACAGAUGAGGCGAGGGGGCUGCUGUGGCUGAUGGAAGAGGAGGCAGUACACCCAACUGGAUCAGAGGACACACUAAUGAAGAGACUUUUUGGCUACUACGGCCCUGCAGAAGAAGAGAGCAAAGGCCACACAAUAUUGCUGAAGAGCGAGCAACCGCAUCACUUCCUACUCGCCCACAGCCAUGGCACAGACUGGGUGGAAUACGACGUCCGUGGUUGGCUAAACCAUGCCAAGCAAAAUCCUGCCUCCCAGAAUGCAGCCAAUCUGCUUCAGAAUUCACAAAAGAAGAACAUCAGCGCCUUGUUUUUGGGGCGCUCCAGCAGCGCCACGGUGCUUUCGGGUUCCAUUGCCGGGCUGGAGGGUGGCUCUCAGCUCGCUCUGCGCCGUGCUACCAGCAUGAGGAAGACCUUCACCACCGGCGUGGCUGCUGUGAAGAAGAAAUCCCUCUGCAUCCAGAUCAAGCUCCAAGUGGAUGCGCUGAUGGACACAGUCAGGAGGUCAAGGGUUCACUUUGUGCACUGUCUGCUACCUAAGACGGAUGCUUUGAAGACUUCCAGCUCUGCGGAGCUCCAGGGUGAGAGCUGUGAUCCAGGCCUCAUGCAGCUGGAUGUGUCCUUACUAAGAGCUCAGAUCAGGGGCUCCAAGCUUCUGGCUGCUCUCCGCAUCUACAGACAAGGUUAUCCAGACCACAUGGUGUUCUCGGAGUUCCGGCGUCGCUUCGACGUCCUGGCUCCGCACCUGACCAAAAAGCUUGGCCGUAACUACAUCGUAAAGGAUGAGAAAAGGGCUGUAGAGGAGCUGCUGGAGUGUUUGGACCUGGAGAAGAGCAGCUAUCACAUGGGCCUGAGCAGGGUGUUUUUCAGAGCAGGAACUUUGGCUAAGCUAGAAGAGCAGAGAGAUGAGCAGACCAAACGCAACAUCACGUUGUUCCAGGCUGCCUGCAGGGGUUAUGUGUCUCGCCAGGCCUUCAAGAAGAGGAAGGUCCAGGACCUGGCCAUCCGCUGCAUCCAAAAGAACAUCAAGAAGAACCGGGGUGUGAAGGACUGGCAGUGGUGGAAGCUCUUCACCAACGUGCGUCCUCUCGUCGAGGUGCAGCUCAGCGAGGAACAGAUCCGUGGCAAAGAUGAGGAGAUCCAGCAACUGAAAGCAAAGCUCGAGAAGGUGGAGAAGGAGAGGAAUGAGCUCAGGCUGAACACAGAUCGGCUGGAGAGCAAGAUCACAGAGCUAUCAACUGAGCUCUCAGAUGAGAGGAACACCAGCGAGUCGGCAUCCCAGCUGCUGGAGACGGAGACGGCUGAAAGGCUGCGUCUAGAGAAGGACAUGAAGGACCUACAGACAAAGUUUGAGGAAAUGAAAAAGCAGAUGGGAAGCAUGGAGGUGGAGGUGAUGGAGGCGCGGCUCCUCAGAGCAACGGACCUUAACGGUGAAAUCGACGAUGACGAUGAAACCGGAGGUGAAUGGAAGCUGAAGUACGACCGAGCUGUCCGAGAAAUAGACUUCACCAAGAAGAAACUACAGCAGGAGUUUGAAGACAAGUUGGAGGCAGAGCAGCAGAACAAGAGGCUUUUGGAGAGAAAGUUCACUGACCUGCAGGCUGAUCAGGAGGAGACCCAGCGCUCUGUACAGCAGGCAAAGAAGAAAUGCCAGAGAUUAAUGGCUGAGCUCCAGGACACCAAACUGCACCUGGAGAACCAGCAGAGCCGCAACCACGAGCUGGAGAAGAAGCAGAGGAAGUUUGAUCUGGAGCUGAACCAGGCUCAGGAUGAAGUGCAGAGAGAGAAAACACAGCGGGAGAAACUGGGCAGAGAAAAGGAUGUGCUGACUGGAGAAGUGUUUACAAUCAGACAGCAACUGCAGGAAAAGGAGCUGGAGCUGUGUGGGCUGAAUGUAAAGCUGGAGCAGCUGGAGGCAGAGCUACAGGAUCUCUCCUCUCAAGAGUCAAAGGAUGAGGCAUCGCUAUCCAAGCUGAAAAAGCAGCUACGUGACCUUGAGGCAAAGGUCAAAGAUCAGGAGGAAGAGCUGGAUGAACAGGCUGGUACCAUCCAGAUGCUGGAGCAGGCUAAGCUACGUCUGGAGAUGGAGAUGGAGAGGCUGAGACAAAUGCAUUCAAAAGAGCUUGAAAACAAAGAUGAAGAUGUUGAAGAGAUCAGACAGUCGUGUAGUAAGAAGCUGAAACAGAUGGAAAUGCAGUUAGAGGAGGAAUAUGAUGAGAAGCAGAAGGUUCUAAGAGAGCGGAGAGAGCUGGAGAGCAAACUGCUGAAUGCUCAGGACCAGGUGAGCCUAAGAGACGUGGAGACGGAGAAGCGUCUGAAGAAGGAUCUGAAGCGCACCAAGGCCUUGCUGGUUGACGCUCAGCUCAUGCUGGAUCACCUGAAGAGCAAUGCGCCGAGCAAGAGAGAGAUCUCGCAGCUUAAGAACCAGCUGGAGGAGUCACAGUUCAACUGUGCAGCAGCUGUGAAAGCACGCAAGUCCAUGGAGUUGGAGAUCGAGGACCUGCACAUCCAGAUGGAGGACAUCUCCAAGGCCAAGAUGUCGCUGGAGGAACAGGUCAGCAGACUGCAAAGAGAAAAGAACGACCUGCAGUCACGUCUGGAGGAGGACCAGGAGGACACCAACGAGCUGAUGAAGAAGCACAAGGCAGCUGUGGCUCAGGCUACGAGGGACUUGGCUCAGAUCACCGACCUGCAGGCUCAGCUGGAGGAGGCCGCAAAGGAGAAGCAGGAGAUUCAAGAUAAGCUCCAGUCUGUACAGAGCCAGCUGGAGUUCCAGGAGCAGUCAAUGGUGGAGAAGUCUCUGGUCAGCAGGCAGGAAGCCAAGAUUCGCGAGCUGGAGACCAAGCUGGAGUACGAGCGCACCCAGAUCAAACGCCUGGAGACCCUGGUGACACGGCUGAAGGAGAACCUCGAGAAGAUGACGGAGGAGAGGGACCAGCGUGCGGCGGCUGAGAACCGUGAGAAAGAGCAGAACAAACGCAUGCAGCGGCAGAAUCGCGACCUCAAGGAGGAGAUGACCGAACUGGCCAAGAAGGAGGCUGAGGCCAGCCGUAAGAAGCAUGAACUGGAAAUGGACAUUGAAAGCCUGGAAGCAGCCAAUCAGAGCCUGCAGGCAGACCUCAAGCUGGCCUUUAAGAGGAUCGGCGACCUGCAAGCCGCAAUCGAGGACGAGAUGGAGAGCGACGACAAUGACGGCCUCAUCGAUAGUUUGCAAGACAUGGUGACAAAGUAUCAGAAAAGGAAGAACAAAACUGGAGAGGACUCGGAUGUGGACUCUGAGGUAGAGGACCGCGUGGAUGGGGUCAAGUCUUGGAUCUCAAAAAAUAAGGGCUCCACCAAGACCCUAUCAGAGGAUGUCAAUUUGAAGGCACCCAGGAGACGCCUGAGCCGGACCGAAGAAGAGAAGGAGGAGGACAAAGAGCUCCAGCAGACCCUUGUUACAGACAGAGACAGCGAAACCAGACUUUCUGAGACCACAGCGUAGCUCUGAACCAUCACCGCAUGCACUGAUCAUCCCAUGGGGGAAAUAAUCUUCACCCCUUCAGACUCUCAGUCCGUGACUUAGAUGUUUUUUACUCGUCUACUCCGCACAUAGACGGAAGAGAACGCUAGCGUACGUCAAUAAAGUUAACGAGUUAUUUUAUUUUACAGAAGUUUUAAAUUAAGAAUUUAUAAACACAAAAGGAAGACUGACGUCCACAAGCAUCGUCAUUUUCACUAUGAGCUUCUCUUCUCUUCUCUUCACCCUAAACCCUACAUCACAUCCAUCACUCUGACCUCUCUCUCAGUCAGGGUUAGUAUUAAGCUAGCAACCAGAAAACUAAAGCUCAGGCACGUAAAUGAUCAAAGUAAAAACAUCAUCAUAAUCAUUUACAUGAUUGGUUUUUAUUUUAGUGGCAAAUUCUUUGAUUUGAAAGAAAUAGGAACUGUUCUUUUGUUGAAAGUCUCAUAACGCUACUAGCGCCUCAGCUUUCUUUCUCAGCUUUAGCAAUACAACGUGUUCUACAGGAAACUCUUCCCGUCAUCAGCCUCCGAGGGGAAAAACACUUGCUAUUAUUAUUAUUAUCAUGAGGAAAGAAAUCUUUAGCUUUUUUUUUUUUUUUUUAGGAUCUUUCUUCUGAUCAUCCAGCUGCUGCCGUGUGGAGGUUGUGAAUUUUGCCUUUAAUCUUUUUCACUUAUCAAGGCUUGCUCUGAGAUCUUUAGUUCUCUCUCUCUCUCUCUCUCUCUCUCUCAUCUUGGUAAAUAUUGCUUUUCCGCUUUCUGUUUUCUUUUUGCCGGGGAUUACGAAGAUGCCUAAGGAUUCUUUGGUUAUUAUUAUGCUAUUAUUAUGCGAUGUCUACAUAUGCACUUGAAAAAAAAAUAUAUAUCGGGGCUUUUGUCAAAAUAUAGUUUUACAUGGAAUUAAUCUAACUCUUGGUCCUACUUCAUAUCUGUGAUCUGUUGCGAUAAGGAUUUGUUCUUAAUAAUAUUGUAAUUCUGCCAAAUAUUAAUUACCGACUGGUGUUGGAAAACUCUCAGAAGCGUAUAUGUGAAAAACACACUCCGGUUACAGGCACAAAUUACCGGUAAUUUUGUGUGCUCGAGCGUGAAAUGGGCAAAAAUAUAGUGUGUUGAGUGGACAAGCUGUUAGCGCGGCUUUGCUUCGUUUCCCUCGUUCAUGUUUUCUAUGCAUCAGUGCAUUUUAUUGUGAACUGACGCUUUGUGUCACACCGCUCCUGUAGUGGCUUAACGUAAUAAACCAGAAGGGAUACUGAAAAUAUUUAGUACCUCUUCCAGAAGGCUUAUCUAAUGUCAAAUGAUACUGGGAUUAGUUGUACUGUAAAUAAAUAUUUGUGAUUGUUUACA